This is a messenger RNA of Patiria miniata (bat star), 1174 nucleotides long. It is a transcript of the gene rpl6, whose product is annotated as 60S ribosomal protein L6-like. Gene Ontology annotation, molecular function: structural constituent of ribosome; RNA binding. The record is from RefSeq and is a predicted model, not a curated record. Gene Ontology annotation, cellular component: ribosome; cytosolic large ribosomal subunit. The transcript is spliced from 6 exons. Bases 153 to 911 code for a protein of 252 amino acids. Gene Ontology annotation, biological process: cytoplasmic translation; ribosomal large subunit assembly. NCBI's taxonomy places the organism in Eukaryota, Metazoa, Echinodermata, Asteroidea, Valvatida, Asterinidae.
AGGGGCUUGGGGACUAGACAGUCGGUUAUAUUCACUGGUGUCCGCUAUCUACACCGUUUUGUAUAUGCAGGUCUUUGAGGCAAACCAUUUGAGGUUAACGAUUACCAAUCUCAUAGAAAAUCAUCCUCUUUUCAUCCUACGGGAAUUUAAUCAUGGGGGACGAGCAAGUCGUCAAGAAAGGGAAGCGUCACACGUCCCGCCAGAAAUGGCUGACCGGCGGCGUGCCACGCUACAGCCGCUCUCAGAUGUAUGAACGGGCUGCCCGCUACAAGAAGAAACAUGUGGCCGUCAAGAAGGACAGGAAGAGACCAGCUGCCAUGGUAGAGAAGGACAUCGGCGGAGAGAAGAACGGCGGAAAGCGUCUGGUCCGAGCCCGCAGACUGCCCCGCUACUACCCCACUGAGGACCUUCCCAGGAGGCUCAACAGCCGCAAGAAGCCCUUCAGUCAGCACAAGCGCAAGCUGAGAGACAGCCUGACCCCAGGCACUGUGGUGAUUCUCCUGCGUGGACCCUACAAGGGAAAGCGGGUCAUCUUCCUCAAGCAGCUUGGGUCUGGUCUGCUUCUCGUCAAUGGUCCAUUGAAGAUCAACGGUGUGCCCAUGCGUCGCAUCAACCAGAUCUACGUGAUUGCCACCCAGACCAAAGUGGACAUCAGCGGGGUCAAGAUCCCCAAGAGGGUCAACGAUGAAUACUUCCGCCGUAAGAAGCUGAAGAAGCCCAGAAACCAAGAGGGGGAGAUCUUCGACACGGAAAAGGAGAAGUACACCGUGUCUGAUGAGCGCAAGGAGGACCAGAAAGACGUAGACGGCCAGCUGCUUCCCAUCAUCAAGAACGAAGCCAGCCUGAAGGGCUACCUGCAGAUGCCCUUCUACCUCAGCAACAAGCAGUACCCUCACAAGUUGAAAUUUUAGGGGACCGGCGCUGCCCCAAUCACCCGAACUCUCGACAAGCUUUCCGUUCUCUACAUGUUGUGGACGUUGUCCCAAAAUGACCGACACCACAAAGGCACAUCCUUUGCAUGGGGUCUUAUCAACAAAUGGCAUUUUUGAUUUGAGUGAUGCCUCAAACUGUGCUGUUUUAGAAAUUUAUCCUGGGAAAGGGAUGACUUGUCUGUCUAUGAUUGACCGCAGGAGGUUUAAAUAAAAGUCUAUGGGUUAUCAAACCAAAGGAUGAA